ACAUCGACACAGUCAAGACACAGUCUUUAGAAUCAACACAACCUGACCAAAGGCGAAUUUAUACUUUUCUAUCAUAAAUUCACUGUAAUAUUACCAAUACCGUCUGAAUACCGUGCUGGUUGUAAGUAGGAGUCAUUUCAUCUCGAGUCAUCAGCGUUCGGUUACUUUCCGAUUUCCACAUUGUAUACCUUCCUUCCUAUCUUCCAUUGCAAUCAUGUCUCAGAAUUCAAUAACGACUUCGAUACAACCGACAGAAUUCGUUGAAGUGCCUAAUGCCAAUGUUGUUUCACAACCAAAAGAACCUCAACUAACGGACCAGACCAGAUUACUUCCUCCACGUCAAAUUAUUAUCGUCCUCUUCGCUCUCUCCCUAUGUAACCUUGUCACAACUUUGGACCAAGUUAUCAUCUCCGCCUCUCUUUCCACCGUCGCAUCGGCAUUCAACGCUGGCUCGGUUUCAGCCUGGAUCCCCGCUGCGUAUUUGAUGACUUCGACAGCCUUCCAACCUUUGUACGGCCGUCUUUCUGAUAUUUUUGGUCGAAAGGCUGCUAUUAUCUUGGCAAUGGGGAUAUAUAUAUUUGGCAAUUUAAUCGCAGGAUUUUCGAAGUCUAUGAUCCAGAUAAUAGUCUUCCGCGCGAUCGCGGGUGCAGGAGAUGGAGGUGCAACUAGUAUGGUUCAGAUAGUGGUCUCCGAUAUCGUCUCAUUGCGGGAUCGAGGAAAGUUCAUAGGAUAUGCCGGAGCUGUGACUGCUGCUGGGUAUACAGUUGGCCCCAUCAUAGGUGGUGCUCUCGCUCAGCACGUCAGUUGGCGUUGGGCUUUCUGGAUCACUCUUCCAGUGGCGUUGUUCGCAAGCAUAGCUAUAUUAUUUCUAUUGCCUCUGAAGCCCGUACAAGGAGACAUGCGCAGCAAAUUACUCAUGAUUGACUACGUAGGCGUAUUCUUAACUCUUGCGGCCUGUACGAUGAUCAUGCUUCCAUUGGUCUGGGGCGGUGUUACCUUCCCUUGGAAUUCAGCUGUUGUCCUAGGGCCUUUAAUUGCCGGGAUAGUCGCAGUUGGCAUGUUUUGUUUAUGGGAAUCCAAAGCAGCGAGGCUCCCGCUCGUUCCGAUGUAUAUCUUCAGGCACAUGACAGUCGUCGGCGUAUAUAUCUGCAUGUUUGUCAACGGAUUUGUAUACUUUUCUAUGCUAUUCUACCUCCCCCAAUUUUUUCAAGUCAUCUUAGGUUAUUCACCCACUCGUUCUGGUACAUUCAUCAUCCCAUUCCUCGUACCGGGAAUUUUCUCCGGAAUAGGCGCGGGAUUAUGGGUCAGCCGUACAGGAAAAUAUCGAUUCAUGAUUUACCUUGGCUUCGGAACAUUUGCUAUUGCGUGUGGUUGUAUAACCAUGUUUACUGCCCAGACGAGUCGAGUUGUCAUGGUUGUUCUCAUGGUUAUUGCAGGUCUUGGUGUAGGGGCGACAAUGCAAACAACAACUGUUGCUGCUCAAGCUAGUGUUGAGAGGAAGGACAUGGCUGUGGUUUCUGCAGUUAGGAAUUUCCUAAGGAUGCUUGGUGGUGCACUCGCUCUGCCUUCCUCCGCUGCUCUACUGAAUAACGCAAUGCGUGCAUCUAUGGAGCCCUUUUCCCUCUCUUCCGAUACUAUAUCGUCCAUAAUAAACAACCCGUCCUUACUCAAGCAAUCCUCCUAUCUCGCGCAAUUCGGAAUCUCGACCUCCCAAGCUGAUUAUAUCCUCGUUGAAGGAUACAACAAGGGUUUCAAAAAUAUCUUCAUCCUCAAUGCUGCGUUAACCACUCUCGCGUUUGUGGCUAGCGUUGUUCUGAUUGGACAUAAGGAGCUUUUGAGGGGAGAUGAGGAACAGUUGAAGAAGGAAGCGAAGGAGGCACUGAGGGAGAGGGCGGGGAAGGACGCAGUAGGUAUAGUAGAAGAUCAAUCUCUCAAGAUUGGUGCUCAGCCAGAGGAUAUUGAGAUGGGCUCUAUGGCUUCACCAUAGAGAUGAUACAUAGGUAUUUAGAGUGACAAGGGUGUUUAAAUCGACAAGUUGAAUUGUGUUUGAAGGAUGGCUAGAUUUCACUAAGUCAUGUCUUCGACUAAGGAUGGCAUGGCACUUUCCUGGUCCUCUUAGUGGUUACAUUGAUCGUGGCCACUACUGGCUUGUAGGAAUAGCACAAGCCCAGUGCCGGCCAUUCGUCGCCCAAAAGUGUCAUCCGCUUAGUUCCGGCCCAAACAUCGCCGAUGGCA
Messenger RNA from Lentinula edodes (shiitake mushroom), 2235 nucleotides. RefSeq names its product major facilitator superfamily domain-containing protein. The transcript is spliced from 13 exons. Gene Ontology annotation, molecular function: transmembrane transporter activity. NCBI's taxonomy places the organism in Eukaryota, Fungi, Basidiomycota, Agaricomycetes, Agaricales, Omphalotaceae. The coding region runs from base 215 to 1987 and encodes 590 amino acids. The record is from RefSeq and is a predicted model, not a curated record. Gene Ontology annotation, biological process: transmembrane transport.